Molecule: messenger RNA, 2815 nt
Organism: Pseudophryne corroboree (corroboree frog)
Lineage: Eukaryota; Metazoa; Chordata; Amphibia; Anura; Myobatrachidae
Gene: PALM
Product: paralemmin
Exons: 9
Coding region: 101-1210 (369 amino acids)
Biological process (GO): regulation of cell shape
Cellular component (GO): plasma membrane
Source: RefSeq, a predicted model, not a curated record
CUCCCUCCUUUCACAUUCACACCAACACACAUACACACUCAGGGCCAGACCAGGCUCUGCCGCCUGCACAUCACCCCGAGCUGUUGCAGGAGCUUGCACCAUGGAGAUAAAUGAAUCCCAAAUUCAGCAGGACAGAAUGCAGAUCAUAGCGGAAAAAAGACGACGUCAGGUCGAAAUGGAAAGCAAAAGACGCCAACUUGAAGAUGACCGGAGACAAUUGCAGCAUCUCAAGUCCAAGGCUCUUCGGGAGCGCUGGCUACUUGAGGGAGCUCCGGCUUCCACUCCAGAAGAAGAUGAGGCAACCAAGAAACAGAUGCAGGAUGAUGAUCUGAAAACCCGGGAACUAGAAGACAGUAUUCAGAGACUGGAGAGAGAACUUGAGCUACUGGAGAGUGGGUUGUCCAGCACGUCCACCAAAGAGAGCUUAGCAGAGGAAUCAGCAAACUCGGAGCCUGAGAACAUGGUCAGGAGCCACAAGGUCAUAGUGAAUACGGCCAGGGAUCAGAAUGCUUCACUAUCCCAUGCUAAGAAGACAGACAGUCCAGACAUGAUGAGAGCAGCCAUGUACUCUGUGGAGAUUACAGUAGAGAAGGACAGAAUCACAGGGGAGACUAAGGUCCUCUCUAGCAACACUGUGCUCCCUCAAGAGCACCUCCUGCAGGGGGUCAAGGUGUAUGAAGAUGAACAGAAAGUUGUACAUGCGGUGAGGUCAGAUGUCGCAGUUCCAAAUGACACAGUUCACCAGCUCAGUUCCACCGAGGUGGAGGAAUUGAUCCACAAGGCAGAAGAGGCAAAUCUCAGUGAUGUUUCCCUGACUUCAGAUGAAAAGACCCCAAUCCAGAGAGCAUCUCCCCGCAAAGAGAUCCCUGGUGUGCAGGCUCGACCUCCUCAGACAUCACCAAGUCCUGAACCACCAGUAACCAUGAUUUUCAUGGGUUACCAAAACGUUGAGGAUGAGAAUGAGACAAAGAAAGUUCUGGGUCUGGAAGAGGCCAUCACUGCUGAACUGGUUGUCAUCAGUGAUGGGGAUCCCCAGCCGGCUGCAGACGGAGAUCUACCAGAGAAGGCACAGCAUCCCCCUAAUGGUGCUCCUGUAGAUCCCCAAAACAAGAAUGAGAAGCCAGAGAGCAAUGACACAGCAGCACCCAAGACCGGAGAGAAGGAUCUGACUAUGAAGAAACAGAGGUGCAAGUGCUGCAGUGUGAUGUAAGCAGGUGAAGGUAGGGACGAGGUGUGCCUUUCCUCCGCCCAAUUACACCUUAAGAUGAGAAAUGGGAGCUUGUACUUUACUUUACCAUUAAUCCUGGAUGGGGAGCUACUACCACUUAGCUUUUCAGUUUCAGAAGAGGUUCUAUCUCUAUUCACCGCAGCCUUUCAGGGAGUCCCCUCCAUAAUCCAAAAACUUUCAAGGUGGGCUCCUUUCUACCACAUACAUUGCUCCUUAGAAAACCUGGGAGGACAGUCAUUUAUUAAUCCCCAAAUAAUAUGGGAGAUAUCUCACACAAUCUAUCCUGAGGUACAAGCUCUUUCAGACUGGGAAGGAGGCUUCCAUCCAUCUCACCCCCAGAUAUAUGACAGGAGCUGUCCUGUUUUCCUUUCUCAACUAACCAUGCUGUAAGUGCGAGAUGUUGUCCUCUUCUCCUGUUACCACUCAUUGUUUUCCUAUUUUAAGUAUCUGCAGCUCUCUCUGUCUACUAAGUAAGAUACUGCCAUUUUGUAAAAAGUGAAGAUGUUCAGUAACGAUACGUAACAGUCCCCCAAAGUCCCUUUACCUGGUCCACUAUCAUUUGAAUGCUCAUCGUUACUGGCCAGGCCUGGACUGUCGGAGAGGAAAUCAAAACAUUUUAACCUUUAGCUUGAAAACGCAGAAUGAAAUGGGUGAAUUGAAUGCUACAUAGGCCAUACAGGAUUCUACAGAUAAAAUCUGCGUGAAGUGGUAAUAAGACAUCUAUCCUCUGGAGCUGAGGAACCAGCAACAUGACUAAUGCUUCUGUACCCAACUACAAGUAAUUAUGAAUUACAGGAUGAUGGCUCUUUUAUGGUCAUUUCCAUUCCUGCAGAAGAAUGCAUUUUAAGGUUAGGUAUUUAUAAGGCUUAGUUUUAUGAAACAAUAUUAUAUAGAAGAGAAAAGUUUAAAGCUGUAGUCCCACACUGUUGCCAGUUCCAGAUGUCACACAAAGGUUGACAAUCAUAAUAGAUCUACAGUGUAAACUGGAUAGUUCCUGACCAGUACUGAUGUUUGAUUUCCUUGUGUCUGCUGCCUGCAAUAACAGUGUAUUACUAUCCCAUAUAAUAAUGAGCUAACAUGCCAUAUGGAAUGCUGUAAUGCUCCAGUGAAUGAAAUAAUCCUUGUUAUAGUUAUAGCCAUUUAAAAUGGAUCUCAUUCAUUUCAAGUGUUCAGUAAGCCUGAAAGUAUGAUGUGCAGGUAUCUUUUUAACUUUUUUUUUUGAAGUUGUAUAAGUUAGCUGAUGUAUAGGAUUCAAUGUUCUGCGAGGCAUUGUAAUGCAUGGAGAGUUGCUGCAGGUCCUACUGAAGUUACCCAGCCCCCAUCUUCUACCCUUUUGCCUAUUACCCUUGUAUGUUAACUGUGAAUCCUCCUUCUCCAGCUAAUUGUGUAUCCCUAGUGCAGGACAUGAAGCUGGGAGCUGUUGAGGCUUUGGGCCCCAGUCUGGGCAUUCUUAUUGGUGCCACUGUCUCCUGCUCUGCCUGCCUGAUACUGACAUUUACCUGCCCUUCCUCACCCAGAUUUCAGGUCAAGUCAUUGUAAGAAGAAUAAAAACUCAGUAAGUAAAUAAAAUGUGUCAUUUAAUCUCAA